Messenger RNA from Rotaria sordida, 1461 nucleotides. The record is from the annotation of a GenBank genome assembly. Lineage: Eukaryota; Metazoa; Rotifera; Eurotatoria; Philodinida; Philodinidae.
AUGAGUGUCCAACCGAUACCAAUAGCUACCGUGGCAAUAGAUAACAUCUUUGUUAUUGAUGAAACAAUUCAGCAACAAUUUGAAGAAAUCGCCGUUCGUCGCCUUGUUCGAAAGCUUGAUUGGCGACUCAUUCCAUUUAUUGUUCUUAUCGAAGUGAUAUCAUACAUGAACCGAAUCAGUACUGGUCAUGCGAAACUGAUGGAAAUCGAAAGCGAUCUGAAUUUGUCAGAAUAUGAGAGUAAUUUGGAUAUUUCACUCUUUUUUCUGGCCUAUAUGAUCUUUGCAAUCCCUAGCUAUUUUCUCAUGCGCUAUCUUGGCGCGACUCGUUACCUGUCAUUGAGUUUGCUUGCAUGGGGUAGUAUCACUGUUGGUUUGGCUUUCGUAAGAAAUGCUCGAGAACUAUUGUCUGUUCAAUUUCUUCUCGGUAUGACUCAAGCAGGCUUUUUUCCCAGUAUUGUCAUAUAUUUCUCAUUCUGGUAUCGUAAACGAGACCAAACUAUGAGAAUAGCUAUUCUUUUUGGAGCUGCUAUCAUUUCCAGUGCUUUGAGUGGUAUUCUGGCGUAUGGUUUCACAUACCUGGAUGGUACUCGUGGUCUGAAUAGUUGGCAGUGGAUGUUUUUGCUUGAAGGUUUGCCGAUGAUUCCUCUCGGUAUCAUAACCUGUCUUUUUCUCAGCAAUAUACCCGAUACUGUACAAUGGUUAGAUAACAGUGAAAAACAGCUUUUGACAAAUCUUCUCCGACACGAUGCAGGCAUAUCCGAUGGUGAAAAUGUUCGACUUUCAUGGCGACAAGUAUUCUAUGUUUUUAUCGAUUGGCGAAUCUAUUUGUAUGCACUGAUUAAUAUUGGUAUUUUGGGUGUUAUCAAAUAUAUAAAUGCGUUUCUUCCAUUGCUGGUCGAAAAUAUGGGUAAAUCGAAAGCUGAAGCACAUUUAAUGACAGCACCACCUUACGUUUUCGCAUUUGUGUGUUGUUUAUUGGUUAAUUAUUCGUCGUCGCGAAGAAAUGAGCACGGCUUUCAUCUCAUAUUUUGUCUAUCUAUUACUUUAGUCGGCUUUAUUCUUAUGCUCACUCUGAUCGAUCGAGGCCAAGCGGCGCGAUAUGUCAGUAUUUGUAUUGCUUCUUGUGGCAUAUCCUCGGCAUAUCCUUUGUUAAUCUCUUGGUUAACAAAUAAUGUCGGCGGGCAUACCAAGAGAUCCAUCGCUAUCGGCUUUGUUGUGGGUAUUGGUCAAAUUGGUGGAAUUAUAUUGCCUUUGGUGCAUUAUGAUGAGUCAACCAAUCGACGUAACAAUUUUAUUUAUAUUGGAAUAGUGGCGGCUAGUUUGGUUCUUGUCAUUAUUUUACGCAUCUGUUUGAUGUUGGAGAAUCGUUGGCGAGAUAAUUUAUCAAGGGAGAAGUAUGAUCGUGUAGCAGCUAUCAAAGAGUCUUGCGAUUGGCAUCCCCAAGUACGGUACGUCUUAUGA